AUGGCUGACAUUUUGAAGAACAUAUUUGGUGGAAAGGAAGCUGCGGCUGGAGCAAAGGAUGAUUCCGACUUUGCCGAUUUUGCCUCGGCUCCGGACCCAGCUCCCGCUGCCGCUGCCACGCUCGGCGGCGCGACUCCCCUUGCGACCGGCCGACCCUUUACCAAGUGGUACAAUAUCCAUGAGCGCCACUCCUUGUCCGAGUUCAAGGUGGAGGGUGUGAUCCUCCUGGUGACGGCAUUCAUCUUCAUCUUCCACUUCUUUGGCGCAGGUCUCAACCGCACCAAGGCCAAGAAAUGGAUGCGCGCCCACGCCGCCGCCCUGCACAACGAGUUUGCUCUGGUUGGCUUUGGCCGCGCACCCGCCUCCGAGGACGUCAACCCCGACACCCUGCUCAAGGAGAAGUCGCUGUUUGAGUUUGCUGGCUACGCGACCGGUCGCAAGAAUAUCGCCUUUAUGGACAUCAAGAUUACCCUCACCAAGAAGUUCAACCCCAUCGUGUACCUGUUUGAGACAGUCGGCAGCUUCCUCUUUGAGUCUAUGGGCCCCACGCCCGAGGACCUCGUCGAGGUGCUCAUUUAUCCCUUUGACGGCAAGGAGAGCCUUACGGUGCCUAGGCGCCGCAGCGCCGAGGAGAGCGAGCCGCUGAUCGACUCCAGGAGCCAUUUCGACGGCUUCGUCUGGGCCGUGGUCAACAAGACGCGCAUGCAGCGUCUCCGCGAUCAGCGUUACGAUGUCUCCCUGACGGCCACUAAGGACAACUCCAAGCUUCCUGAGUGGCUGACGGUCAUGAGCGAGAGCGCCGAGGUCACGGAUACCUUCUUGACACCCGAACUUAUCGCCGCCGUUGUCGCGCUCGGCGACAACUUUCAGUACCUCGUCAUCUCGGACCAGCCAAUCGACAGCCCGACGACGCUCGACGAGACUACGCCCCGCAAGCGCCUGCACCUCAAGUACAAUCUGCCCAGCGACGGCAACUACGACGCGUAUGUGCCGCUCUUUGAGUACUUGCUGCGCAUGCCCGACCAGCUCGUCGCCCAGGCCCACUUCCGUCCGGAGGUGCUCAAGAAGAUUCGCAACGUUCGCGAGCAAAAGAUUAACCAGAUCAAGAAGGUGGCCGAGGAGGAGCGCGCUGAGGAACGCGCCGCCGAAAAGGAAAAGGCCAAGAAGAGUAAGCGCGAUGCCGACCUCAAGGGCCUGGACGCAAAGGCGCAGAAGAAGUACCUCGAAAAGGAGCAGGCCAAGGAGCAGCGCAAGGCUCAGAAGAAAAUGACCAUGCGGUGA
Beauveria bassiana ARSEF 2860 is the source of this 1281-nucleotide messenger RNA. Its product is annotated as DUF1682 domain protein. The transcript has 2 exons. Gene Ontology annotation, biological process: endoplasmic reticulum calcium ion homeostasis. The record is from RefSeq and is a predicted model, not a curated record. The coding region runs from base 1 to 1281 and encodes 426 amino acids. Gene Ontology annotation, molecular function: calcium ion binding. NCBI's taxonomy places the organism in Eukaryota, Fungi, Ascomycota, Sordariomycetes, Hypocreales, Cordycipitaceae. Gene Ontology annotation, cellular component: endoplasmic reticulum.